Musa acuminata AAA Group (dessert banana) is the source of this 1621-nucleotide messenger RNA. Its product is annotated as cytokinin riboside 5'-monophosphate phosphoribohydrolase LOG3-like. Lineage: Eukaryota; Viridiplantae; Streptophyta; Magnoliopsida; Zingiberales; Musaceae. Gene Ontology annotation, cellular component: cytosol. The transcript has 8 exons. The coding region runs from base 159 to 833 and encodes 224 amino acids. The record is from RefSeq and is a predicted model, not a curated record. Gene Ontology annotation, molecular function: hydrolase activity, hydrolyzing N-glycosyl compounds. Gene Ontology annotation, biological process: cytokinin biosynthetic process.
CAACUCAUUAUAAAAGGGGCAAGGGGCAAAGAAGGGGGAAGCAACCGCACGGACGCCCUAUGCUUACUGUCUUCCCUCGAGCUAGGGAGCCGAGAGCUUAAGUUCUACCCACGUAUAGUGAGAAGGAGAGAGGGUUCUCUGUUCUAAACUCGAGCUCGAUGGAAGCUGAGGCACAGGCUUUGAUGAGCAAGAGAUCCACAGCCUCUCGGUUCAGAAGGGUGUGCGUCUUCUGCGGCAGCAGCCCCGGGAGGAAACCCAGUUACCAGCUCGCAGCGAUCCAACUCGGCCAUGAAUUGGUUCGAAGGAACAUAGACUUGGUGUACGGUGGAGGAAGCGUUGGCCUCAUGGGUCUCGUCUCCCAAGCCGUGCACGAUGGCGGCCGCCAUGUCUUGGGAGUUAUUCCCAGGACUCUGAUGCCUCGAGAGAUUACGGGAGAGACGGUGGGAGAGGUGAGGGCCGUGUCGGGAAUGCACCAGAGGAAGGCGGAGAUGGCCAGCCAAGCCGAUGCCUUCAUAGCAUUGCCUGGUGGCUACGGAACCCUAGAAGAACUCCUCGAAGUGAUAACUUGGGCUCAGCUGGGGAUCCACGACAAGCCGGUGGGGUUGCUGAACGUCGAUGGCUACUACGACUCCCUGCUCUCCUUCAUCGACAAGGCUGUGGACGAGGGAUUCAUCGCGCCUGCCGCUCGUCAUAUCAUCAUCUCCGCACAGACUUCCCACGAGUUGCUGUCGGAGCUCGAGGAUUACCAGCCGAUGCACGACGGGGUUGCGCCACAGCUGAGCUGGGAGCGGGAGCGGUUGGGGCAGUCACCCAAAUCGAACAUCGGGCGUUGACGGCAGCCCCGCCGUGUAAACGUUGCCGACGUCCACGUGGCAGAUACCUUCUAAUUAGCAGAGCGGUGAGUCGUGGGUCCCAUCGUGACUUUAUCGUGGUUGACUUUGUUGACGCCGCCAAACUUUGAUGGGGUCGAAUCAUCGUAGAUGCUGACGUGGAGAAACAGGACUCGUGGCCUCCUCCUCCUGUCGGUAAACCUAUUUUUAUUAUCAUCAGUUUAAUUAUAAUUAUAUAUAUAUAUAAUCCGUGUUUUCUGUAAAUAUUUAUGAGAUCAAUUAGCUAAAACCAGCCAGCAAUAUGAUUGCUGCCUCUGAGCACAUCAUGCAUCGACCGACUUUAAUCACUAUGAAGUCGAUUUUGACCGUCCCCAUCGACUUGGAAACGAAGCAUGUGCUUCGUACCUUUCAAAAAAAAGAAAAGCAACGCAUCACCAAAAGAUCGAGAGAGAUGUGUCCAAGAAGAUAUCCCAUCGGACACUCAAAUCAUGAGACAGAAAAAUAAACUAAGCAGCGGCAACGACAAAACAUUAUUCGCCGUUAAUAAUCGAAGGAAAGAUGGAGACUGUUCCAGACAGCUACAAAUAAUUGCUCUUCAACUUAGCGAGGACAUCUGAAGCGUCAGGGAUGACGCUUCCUUUGGAUAGAUGGUCCAAGUUUACAGGGACGAGCAACGUGUCCUAUCAUGCCACCACAUAGAAAUAAGACAUUGAUGAUGUCGAUGACGGUGUUCUUUUAUUGGAGAACGAUCCGAGUUGGAAAUAGACGAUGAAUAGGUAGACGAUGUUCAA